GAGGUUCCGAUGUUUUUGUUUACGUUCUUAAGUUAACCUCAAAAUUCCCCUAACAAAAACGCGAAUUUCUUUUAAGAUAUUUAGUCUACCCACACAAAUCGAGCUGGCAAUUGCCUUGCAGCAAAGCCAUCAAUAAGAACAAGAACAAGAUAUUUAGUCUAUUGCGGGUUGAAAGUGACGCCCACUUAACCCAUAAUCGGCGGGGAAUGUCCGAAAGCGAUUUCGUCCCCACUAGGGCUUCCCUGCUAAAAGCAAAGUCCCAUGAGGCAUACCAAGAAGUCCAAUACGUAUCAUACAAAUCCAAAAAGAAGGAAAAGCCUGAAGAUGCCAAGAAUAGGAUAGAAACUAAUGCGGAGGAUAAAAAUGAAUUUAAUAUUUAUAAGGCAAAGAGAGAGGUUAUGCAGUUUGGAAUAUCUGGUUUUGAUACAGCGAAGAAGGAGGAGGCUAAGAUUCAACAGCUCAUCAAAUUAGGGGCAAAACCACCGAAGAAGAAAAACAAAAACUACAAAGAGCUGUUGAAAGAGAAGAAAAUGGAGAAAGAAAAGAAGGAAAGUACACAGCAGUUUCAACAGUUAGGGAAGAACAGUAUGGGGAAGUCGGUUGCAAAAGGGAAGAGCUAUGACAGGAAGAGGCGAAGGGAAGGGAUUUUAGACAUUUAUGGGAGAAUUAUUAAAGAUAAAGAUAGGGCUAAAAUGUUUACUGCAAGGAAAAACAAAUAAAUUGUUAAUGUUAAUAAAGUUUGAUAUCCUUAGUGUAAAA
This is a messenger RNA of Anthonomus grandis grandis, 759 nucleotides long. RefSeq lists its product as uncharacterized. The coding region runs from base 207 to 719 and encodes 170 amino acids. The transcript has 2 exons. Lineage: Eukaryota; Metazoa; Arthropoda; Insecta; Coleoptera; Curculionidae. The record is from RefSeq and is a predicted model, not a curated record.